AUGAGCGCAAGCCAUCUCAAGGGCUUGGAUAUAUCCCUCUUCUGCGGCAUUGGCUCGGGGACCCCGCCGGAUGGAACGAAGGCAAAUCUCAUUGAUCCCCCUACACUCGGUCCGGCAGCAUGGGGAAUCACAAUAACAAUGACUGUCUGGGCCCUGUUGUUCACCAUGGCGAGGGUCUACGUUAAUUUCCGGAAGCUGAAGGCUUCCGAUUACUUUGUAAUUAUUGCCAUGGCACUCGAUAUUGUCUAUGGGGCAUCGGUUCUUCUAUUGAAUAAAUGGGCGAGACAUAUCUGGGAUAUACCAGUCUGUUGGAUGACUGGAGAAUUCAUGAAGCGCCUCUUCUUCCAAGCAAUGAUGUACGGCCCGACAAUCUACUUCGCCAAAUCCUCAUUGCUCCUCCUCUACCUCCAGUUCUUCUCUAUCCAGCGACCCAUGCGCAUUGCCACCUGGAUCGGUCUUAUCGUCGUUGCAAUUUGCUAUUGGAGCGGUGAUAUCAUUGAAGCACCAUUCCUGGCGCCACAGCCCGGUCAGAGUUGGCAGGAUGUCGCCUUCAGCGGCCGCUCAGAGAAGAUCAGCCCGUGGGGCCUCGUGCAGGGUCCACUCAAUGUGCUCAUCGAUAUCUAUACCUUUGUGCUGCCCUUCCCGAUCCUUGCAAAGCUGAAGCUGUCUCCUCGUCGGCGCACGGAACUGAUCAUUGUCUUUUCGACGGCGUUCUUAGGAGUGGUGGUUAGCGUUGUUGCACUUGUAUACCGAGUGAAGUUGGUUUACACUAAGGACGUCACGUGGGCACAAACGAGUGUGUUUCUCUGCAUUGUGCUCGAGAACAAUAUCUCCAUCGUGGUAUCCUGUAUGCCAGCCUUCGCCGUGUUUCUCAAGCAAAACGUCUCAGAGACAGCUUUCUUCAAGUCCCUGCGGUCUGCCCUGAUGCCCAGCGGCGGUGAGAAGUCAUCUGGAUCGACACCUGCACCGAAGAAAUGGCCGGGGGCAAGCUUCCAAAGGCAGAGCGACAGGCAGAAGCUGAGGCACAAGGAUGUGCAUGAGGAGAUCGGUUUUGACAGCUACAUUGAGCUGCAUGAUUCAACCCAGUCGAGGUGCGACUCGGAAGCCCUGAAUCCUCCACACCUGUCGCCUCCGCACCUGGCGCCUCCACAGCUUGCGGCACAGCCCCCAGCUUACCACGUGCCAGACCAGGGGAUCAUUCGAACUACUGAGGUUACACAACAGUACUACCCGGCCACAGAAUACGUCAGGGGACAGGCAUUCUAG
Diaporthe amygdali is the source of this 1266-nucleotide messenger RNA. RefSeq lists its product as uncharacterized. The transcript is spliced from 6 exons. NCBI's taxonomy places the organism in Eukaryota, Fungi, Ascomycota, Sordariomycetes, Diaporthales, Diaporthaceae. The coding region runs from base 1 to 1266 and encodes 421 amino acids. The record is from RefSeq and is a predicted model, not a curated record.